Molecule: messenger RNA, 368 nt
Organism: Polistes dominula (European paper wasp)
Lineage: Eukaryota; Metazoa; Arthropoda; Insecta; Hymenoptera; Vespidae
Gene: Pet117
Product: cytochrome c oxidase assembly factor-like
Biological process (GO): mitochondrial respiratory chain complex IV assembly
Cellular component (GO): mitochondrion
Source: RefSeq, a predicted model, not a curated record
AGUAGAUAUUCAACAUGUGUUAACUUCUCUCGAUAGUUUAUAUAUAAGAUUUUAUUUUAUUUAAAGUAGAUAAUACAAAAAAAAGGAAAAUGUCAACGCUUGCUAAACUCACUUUUGGAACGUGUUGUCUAUUAUCUGCCGGCAUAAUAGGAUACGUACAUUACAAACAGGAAGAUGAUAGAAAACGACUUCACGAAGGUGUAUUGCGAGAUAUCGAACGACAGCAGCGCCGGAAAAUAGAAAACAUCUAUAAUCUUCAACAACAAAUUGAUUUGACGAGAGAAUUACAAAAAAGUGUUAGUCGUGAAAACAAUUCUUAAUAUUAUCGAAGAUUUUAAUAGAAAUAAAAGGUCAAUUAAUAACGUGUA